This is a messenger RNA of Funneliformis caledonium, 408 nucleotides long. The record is from the annotation of a GenBank genome assembly. NCBI's taxonomy places the organism in Eukaryota, Fungi, Glomeromycota, Glomeromycetes, Glomerales, Glomeraceae.
AUGUCCGAAGAUAUUUUACCUUCUCUUGAAGAAAUUAAAAAAUUUGACACAGAUAAUCUCAUAAAAUUUUUAAAGAAACAAACAUUAAAUCUUCAUGAUAACCAUUUUAAUAUAAUCCGCAAUGAAGAAAUUGAUGGUGAAGUGUUUAUUGAUUCGACCAAAGAAGAAUUAAGAAAUUAUGGCAUGAAAGGAGGGACUGCAAAAAAAAUAGCAAAGUUUAUUGGAAGACUGAAGGAGGUAAAUGAAGAAUUUGAUGAGAAGCUACAAGAAAUUGAAGAUGAUUCAAUUGAAAUCGUAUCAGAAUCAUAUUUAAGAAUUAAAGAUAAAAUAAAAUUUGAAAAGUUUAUAAAAACAAUUCCUAAGGAUCAAAAUAGUGUGAAAUAUAUCGAAUUUAAGGUGGAAUGUUGA